Messenger RNA from Suillus paluster, 747 nucleotides. RefSeq lists its product as uncharacterized. Bases 1 to 747 code for a protein of 248 amino acids. The record is from RefSeq and is a predicted model, not a curated record. Lineage: Eukaryota; Fungi; Basidiomycota; Agaricomycetes; Boletales; Suillaceae. The transcript has 3 exons.
AUGACCCAGAACUUAUUUUCGUCCAUUCAGACAGACACCAUGGUAUUUGUCCGACUGGACGGUCUCAUCGAAUUUCUCCAAUGUCUCUCCCUUGAGGAUAGCAAUGCGUUGUCCAGGGGAUUGGGCAUUGGCAUUAACACUAGCGGAGAGACGCCUGAUGAUACCGUCACCACUGAAACGCCCCUGCCCACUCCCCCCGCGGCUUCCGAUAAUUCCCCUGCUGUCACUGUGACCAGCAUGGAAGUUCCCAUUCCUACUCCCUCUACCCCUACUGCGGCUGCUCCUGCUAUUCCUGCUGCCUCUGAUCCUACCAUUCCUACUACCCCGGCUCCUACUGCGGCUGCUCCCACAGGCCAUACCACCAUCUUGGUUGAGUUCAACGAAUAUGACGACUCUGAUGAUGAGGAUUCAGCCAUGGCAGCUGCUGCACUUGUGGAUAACUCCAUAUUACAUUUUCACCGUGAAACAUACUUCAAUGUGCCCGCUGUGGGUACAACAAGUGCAGCAGCGAGAAAUCGAUCUACUACACAGUUGGGUCUUUGCUACCUGCUGCCUCACUUGAGAACAAGUAGGAUGAGGAUUCGCAGAAAUGUGGAACAAGCGCAACUAGUGGAACUCAAGCGGAACAAGCGGAACCCAAGCGCAACUAGCGGAACUCAAGCGGAACAAGCGGAACCCAAGUGCAACUCAAGCGGAAUGGAAAGGAAUGAAACAGAACUCAAACGGAUAAAGCGCGGAACGUACUGA